ACCGACAAGGUCUGUCUCUCUCUCUUCUUCUUCUUCAUAUGCCAUCAAUCUACUUUCUUCUUUAAAUUGUUCCUUUCCCUCCCCUCUUCCCCAUCAUUUCUUCUCUGUUAGUCUUGUUUCUUCUUCCGGUCUCUUGUUCUCUCUCUCCUAGCGUUGGUCUCGAAGCUAUCCACCAACAACCUCGGUUCUAAAACGACUCGGCGCAAGCUCUCGGACUUUCGAAUAAAUCAAUAACCCACGCGACCUCUCUCUGUUCUAUACUGUAUUAUUCUGUAUUACUUGACUCGGCGUAAUAGCAAUAUCUCUUACAAAAGAAUCACAUCUGUCGCAAUGGCUUCAAAGAACGGCAAUGGCAAAAAGGCGCCGCCCUCUGCGGCUGUUAACCUUAUUGCUGGUGGUGGUGCUGGUAUGAUGGAAGCUCUCGUCUGCCAUCCCCUCGACACAAUCAAGGUUCGCAUGCAGCUCUCAAGACGCGCUCGUCAACCAGGAGCCCCUAAGCGCGGCUUCCUGAAAACCGGCGCCGCCAUCGUCGCAAAAGAGACGCCCCUCGGCCUGUACAAGGGUCUCGGCGCUGUCUUUACGGGAAUUGUCCCCAAGAUGGCCAUCCGCUUCACCUCGUUUGAAAAGUACAAGCAGUUCCUCGCCGACGAGACGGGCGCCGUGUCCGGCAAGAGUGUCUUUAUUGCUGGUCUGGCUGCCGGUGUUACGGAAGCCGUCUGCGUCGUGACACCCAUGGAGGUCAUCAAGAUCCGUCUUCAGGCGCAACACCACUCCAUGGCGGAUCCCCUCGAUGUUCCCAAGUACCGCAACGCUGCUCACGCGCUCUACACCGUCGUUAAGGAAGAGGGUUUUGGUGCGCUGUACCGCGGUGUGAGCUUGACGGCUCUGAGGCAGGGUUCUAACCAGGCUGUCAACUUUACUGCUUACAGCUACUUCAAGGACUGGCUGAAGAAGGCCCAGCCUCAGUAUGAGAACACUAACCUGCCCAACUACCAGACCACCCUGUGCGGUCUUGUGUCGGGUGCUAUGGGUCCUCUGAGUAACGCUCCCAUCGAUACUAUCAAGACACGUCUGCAACGGGGAGGUGCUGAGCCUGGAGUUAGUGCUUGGGCUCGUAUUACUCGAAUUACUACCCAAAUGUUCAAGGAAGAGGGAUUCUAUGCUUUGUACAAGGGUAUCACACCUCGAAUUAUGCGUGUUGCUCCUGGUCAGGCCGUCACCUUUACAGUCUACGAGUUCCUCAAGGAUAAGAUGGAGAGAAGUAACCUGUCUCUUGUCGGAGGCAAGUAUGAGGAGUAAAUGGUUAUAAGCGACUGGAAUCAACAUAAACAUCUGUCCCAAUCUAUUCUCGGCAGAUUCCUCUGUUGAGAGGGAUGCAGACGUCCGGCCAUCACGAGACACCAGGGAUCUACUUAUUCACACUUUAACUCACUGGGGAAAUGCAAAUGGCAAACAAUUGUACAUGAAAGGCAACAGGAGAGGAUCAAAAGUAUAGAGGAAGAUAUACCAUGCAUAGGAAUGACGGGCGGCUAUGUUCUUACUGCGCGCAUGCAUCUUUGGAUAAAUACCAGCAUUUGUAGUUUGGACAAUUGACUUUUUUAACA
This is a messenger RNA of Fusarium graminearum PH-1, 1604 nucleotides long. Its product is annotated as succinate/fumarate transporter. The record is from RefSeq and is a predicted model, not a curated record. Lineage: Eukaryota; Fungi; Ascomycota; Sordariomycetes; Hypocreales; Nectriaceae. The coding region runs from base 331 to 1299 and encodes 322 amino acids. The transcript has 4 exons. Gene Ontology annotation, biological process: transmembrane transport; fumarate transport; succinate transport.